Entelurus aequoreus (snake pipefish) is the source of this 442-nucleotide messenger RNA. RefSeq names its product guanine nucleotide-binding protein G(I)/G(S)/G(O) subunit gamma-T2-like. The transcript has 2 exons. Gene Ontology annotation, biological process: G protein-coupled receptor signaling pathway. Gene Ontology annotation, cellular component: heterotrimeric G-protein complex. Bases 165 to 377 code for a protein of 70 amino acids. NCBI's taxonomy places the organism in Eukaryota, Metazoa, Chordata, Actinopteri, Syngnathiformes, Syngnathidae. Gene Ontology annotation, molecular function: G-protein beta-subunit binding. The record is from RefSeq and is a predicted model, not a curated record.
CGGCGUGAGGAGGAGACAAGUCGGGUCGCUCCAUGAGAUCUUAAGACUACUCUUCUCUGCUCGUUGAGGACCCCCGCCAUUCAGCAGGUAAACGCCGCGCCGUACCGCCGUUUUCUUGACCUCAGUUCCCGGAAGUGGUGGUUUGUCUUCUCUCUGCAGCCAGGAUGGCUCGGGACAUGUCAGAUAAAGAAAUCCUGAAGAUGGAGCUGGACCAGCUGAAGAAGGAAGUGAGCACACCCAGGACUCCGGUGGGCGCCAACUGCACGGAGACCAUUUCCUUCGUGGAGGCGCUGCUCCCCAACGACCCGCUCAUCAAGGGGGUCCCCGAUGACAAGAACCCCUACAAGGGGGACAAGGGGGGCUGCGUGGUCACAUAGCAGUUGGCCACCUACUGUACAAUGUCUGCACGUCCGUUUGGAAUUAAAUAGUGUCAACAAACAAA